Messenger RNA from Dreissena polymorpha, 1539 nucleotides. Its product is annotated as interferon-induced protein 44-like. The coding region runs from base 419 to 958 and encodes 179 amino acids. The record is from RefSeq and is a predicted model, not a curated record. NCBI's taxonomy places the organism in Eukaryota, Metazoa, Mollusca, Bivalvia, Myida, Dreissenidae. The transcript is spliced from 4 exons.
UUCCACGGUUUAUUAUGAUCAUUUCGCAACAAAAGACACACAAUUUGAUAAUAUGCUAACCUGUAUUGUGUUUGUAACGAUGAAUUAGGUUGAUUGAACAAUAGUUUAUAGACAUACGUGUGAUAUCUUUGUGACCUUUGAUCUGUGCGUAUGUAAUCAAACGACUUACUCCUUUUCAGUUUGAUAUUUGAUAAACGAUAACGUGACAUAAGUUGUGCUUUCAAAUUGUUUAUAUUAGUACACGGAAGUAACUGGGUGCGCAUGUGUACACACUCGAAACUGAACGGUCUUGGUUGUGUGAUAUCAGUACACCCCUUAUGUAGUGAAGGCGCGUUCUGGAUCACCAUUGAAUUUCCGAUUCUGUGACACACGUGGUUUGGAGGUCCCACAAGGUCUUGACAAUUUGGAGUGCAAUUACAUGCUAAAUGGGAACAUUUCUGACUUUUACGAGUUUAACCCUGCCACGCCCAUCUGUCCCGAGAAUCCCGGUUUCGUACACCAACCAAAGGUGAAGGAUAAGAUUCACUGCGUUCUGUUUGUGAUCGACGCUGGAACUGUCGGCGACAUUCCACCGAAGUUGGUCGAAAAGAUGAACAGCUUUCAGCGGAUCGCGAAUCGCAAAGGUAUCCCAAGAGCGGUUCUGCUCACAAAAGUCGACCUGGCUUGCAAGGAUGUUGCAAGUAACGUCAUAAAUGUGUUUAACAGUAAGAAAAUUGAGGACGCUGUGGACAAGGUAUCCGGCCUUCUCGGGUUACCUAGAAACAACAUACUUCCGGUGAAGAACUACGAGAAUGAGAUGCAGCUGGAUGACAACAUCAGCAUUUUGGCUUUUCUUGCGCUGCGGCAGCUACUGCACUUUGCAGAGGAUUACAUUGGAAAUCUGCAGGAAAGGAUGAACGGGCGGAAUGUCUCCACCGAGAAGCCGCACAAACUCGAGAAACACAGCGACAAAGAAUGAUUAUUAUGUUCUGUUACGCAGAUAAAUGCUUAUUUAUAACAAUUGACAAACAACGUGGUUUUCAAAACGAACACAACUGUUAAUGUUUUAUAACAAUUCGUUGAAAUACCUUUUAAAUAAGGUACAAAAAACUUGCAAUAAUAUAGAGUGGUGUUGUAUCAAAAGAAGCAAUUCAAACAUUUUUGCAUAAAAAUAUGUUAUUCAUACAUAUUUGAUUUAUUGAUCAGACUUAACAGUUCAACAAAUUUUACUAUGCUUGAAAAGCUUAUUUUUGUGUGUGGUUUUCUUUAAUAUAAAUUGCUAAUGUUCAAUUCCAAAUAUCUAAGUUUGUGCAUGUCAUCUUUGAUAUCUACCCAAAUAUUUAGUUAACACCGUUACAUCGAAACAUUGUAAUAUAUGAGUCGUGUUUUAUAUUAAGUUAAACUAUAUAUCAGGACAGGCUUUGUAUCUAAUUACAUCACUACACGAUGUACUCAAGAGUGUAUGACUACGUUGAAGAAAAAUGUAAUAGUUUAAUAGUCAAUGUGAUACUACAAACGAUGGUUGUUGCUGAAAACAAUAAAGCUUUACUUGACAUUUAA